AUGAGCACGAAGUCCCCACACCUACUACGGAACCUGGCAGUUCAGAGCUUGCUGAGGGACAAAGCCUUGGCCGUGGUGGCCCUGGAAGAUUUGCCAGGGAAGCUCUUCCCAGCAGUGUUCAAGGAAGCCUUCACCAGGGGACAUGGAGAAGUCCUCAAGGCCAUGGUGCUGUCCUGGCCCUUUCCCUGCCUGCCUCUGCGAGCCCUGAUGACCAUGAGGAAAGCAGAGACUUUGGAUAGUCUGGAGGACAAUGGCCAGAUGCUGGAAAGGAUGUUCCAUGCUGUGCUGGAUGGGCUUGAUGUGCUCCUGAGCCAGAAGGUUCACUCCAGGAGGUUGAAGCUGAAAGUGCUAGAUAUGCCGGUCGAGCGCCAGAACUUCUGGAGAGUCUGGGCUGGAAACAUAUUCAAAGUCUGCUCCAACGAAGCCAUGAAGAGGAGAAAAACAGAGGGGCCUGGAUCAAGAGGAGGAAAAAAAAAGCGCUUCAAGGUCAUGAUACAUCUGCAUCUCAGUCAGGGACAUCUGUGUCCAGAGGAAAGCUACCUCCUCAGGUGGGUGCAUGCCAGGGAAGAUCUGGUGCAGCUGGAGUGUAAGAAUCUGUGUAUUACAACCAUGUGCUUUCCAACGAGAAAAGAGUUCCUGGCAGUGCUCACACUGGAUUCUGUGCAGGAGAUGCAAAACCUUCACAAACGAAUUCUCUCUGAAGUCUCUGUGCCGGCCAUGGUUUCCCGAGAGAAGAGAGAGGAGUUGUUCGCCCAAAUCAUCUCGCACCUUAUGAACCUUCAUUGCCUGCAAGAGAUUUAUGUGGACUCUGUGGAUUUACUGGAAGGUUACCUGGGCCGGUUACUCAGGUGCCUCCCAUCCCCGCUGGAGACUUUCUCAAUAACUCACUGCCAGCUCUUACAUUCUGACUGGAUCCAGCUGCCCCAGGCUGAGCAGACCAGACAGCUAAAAGUCUUGCAAAUGCGUUGUAUCCAGCUGACUGAUUUUAGCCCUGAGUCUUUCCAAAUUCUGCUCAAGAACGUUGCCUCCACCCUGACCACCCUGCACUUGGAAAACUGUGGGAUUACAGAGGCGCAGGUCUGUGCCUUUCUGCCUUCCCUGAGCUGCUGCUCCCAGCUCACUACCUUCUGCUUUGCGAGGAAUUUCAUGUCCAUAGACACCAUGAAGAAGCUGCUGGGCCACACCACCAGGCUGAGCAACUUAACCCUGGAGCUGUACUCAUCUCCUUCAGAGGUUUGGGUUUCCAGGCAUGGGAUCAACCAGCAGCUGUGA
Messenger RNA from Chinchilla lanigera (long-tailed chinchilla), 1272 nucleotides. RefSeq names its product PRAME family member 12-like. Bases 1 to 1272 code for a protein of 423 amino acids. The transcript is spliced from 4 exons. The record is from RefSeq and is a predicted model, not a curated record. Lineage: Eukaryota; Metazoa; Chordata; Mammalia; Rodentia; Chinchillidae. Gene Ontology annotation, cellular component: cytoplasm. Gene Ontology annotation, biological process: negative regulation of cell differentiation; negative regulation of DNA-templated transcription; positive regulation of cell population proliferation.